Messenger RNA from Anopheles stephensi (Asian malaria mosquito), 2326 nucleotides. RefSeq lists its product as uncharacterized. The transcript has 6 exons. NCBI's taxonomy places the organism in Eukaryota, Metazoa, Arthropoda, Insecta, Diptera, Culicidae. The record is from RefSeq and is a predicted model, not a curated record. Bases 781 to 1680 code for a protein of 299 amino acids.
CAUUUGCCUUCAGUUGGCAAAGAUCGUGCUACGAGGGCAAAUAUGCUCCAACCGGACGUUCGGCCGGCCGCCUGCCGAACAGUGAAGAUGAGUGCUGCUGGUGUGUGCUAAAGGGACACAGAACGGUACCGACCGCACGCGUUACAUCCAAACUUACCCGAGCUACCUGAUUUACCGCGUUGGAUUACGAACCAGUUAUUGUUGGUGUGCAGCUGAUGUGCUUCAUUUUUACAAAUUUACCGGUGCAAACGCGAGAUUAAUUACCCGUCUCAGCACGGUCCGCAGAAAACCGUCUACUCCACCGAAGGAAGCGCCAAGGCGGACGCGUGUGUGUGCUCAUAAAAAUAGAUCCUUGAGUCGGCAUUUGUGCGCGCAGUGAAUUUAUGUUCAAAUCCGGUGACCUGGGCCGGAUAAUUACGCGAAUAUGAUGGAAUGAAAUUUCUGAGUGAGUGAGUGAGUGAGAGAGAGAGAGAGAGAGACAGACAGAGAAGAAAAGAGAAGAGGAGGGAAGAGACUGAAGUGGCAGAAGGGACGAAACGGAAAAGCUGAAGCCGAUCCGGGGGGACAGUGGGUGGUAAAAAAUGUGUCAACUAAUGGCAAACGGUAUUAAGUUCGCCGCAUUCAAACGCUUCGUCACGAAACACUGUGGAACGGUCGCCCAAAACUCGGUGGAAUAUGCAGCGUUGGCCGUGCAAGGGCACGCAUAAGAACACGGCGUGCUCGUGACGGCAUGAGCAUUGGCAUCAUACACGUUUCUUCCAACUGGAUACUUCGAAAACGAUGCAUAAAAUGUGGUGUUGGGUAAUAGUGUUUCAUCUAUUCGUCCUUUAUGAUUUCGUUCACUGUAUCACGUUGACCGAGGUGCGAGUUCCCAAACAUACGAUCCGAGGCCACGCCGUCAAGCUCGAGUGCCACUACGAUAUGGAAGGCGAAGCACUGUAUUCAGUGAAAUGGUACAAGGAUGGGCGUGAGUUUUAUCGUUUCGUGCCAAGAGAUGAUCCUCCGGGAAGUGUCUUUCCCCAACCAGGCAUAGCCGUAGAUUUAGCAAACUCAACAAGCGAACAAGUGAUCCUAGAUCCACUAGAUUUAUCCUCCAGCGGGAAGUAUAGGUGUGAGGUAUCCGCCGAAGCUCCCUCGUUUCAAACGGUCUCGGACCAUGGAGAAAUGAUGGUUGUGGUUUUGCCGGACCAAGAUCCGCACAUCUCGGGUGGUAGGCCUCGCUACCAGCUAGGCGAUCCGGUGCGUGUGAAUUGCACGUCCGGCCGCUCCAAACCUGCAGUCCAUCUCACCUGGUACAUCAACGGUGAUCCGGCCGACCCCGGGCUGGUGAAGCGGUACGAACCACAAGUGACGGGCAUCGACAAGCUGGAAACAUCUGUCCUGGGACUCGAGUUUCGCGUCAAACCGAAACAUUUUAAGCACGGCGAUAUGAAGUUGAAGUGCCUCGCGACUAUCUCGACCGUGUACUGGAAGAGCAACGAGGAAAGCGUUGAGGGCGAGAAAUUGCAGAAAGCACCCACCCUGGAGUCUAGAAGGGCCGUAUCGGCUGACUCGCGAGCGGACCGAGUGCAAGCAGCUGCCUCAAACAACUGGGCGACGGAAAGUGUUGAGCGCCUGUCGGCGGCCAAAUUAGUCAUUUAUAGUUUUAUUCUGUUGGCCAGUUAUCGUUACACUAGUUAAAAGUCAACGUUAGGUAGGAAGCCGAGUAUCGGGAGGCGGAAGAACGAAAGACAUGCAUCACUCAACUGUUCACUUUCUUUCCUAAUCGUCCUUGUUUUGUCAAUUAGCGUAUCGGAUGCGUGCAUGCGUUAAGAGUGGCUCGUACACGGAUACGAUCAUGGGUGGGGGGGGGGGGAACAGAAGGCCACUCUUAAGAACAUAUCAAUAAUAUCAAUGUCAAGUAUAUUCAUCAUAUCAACAGCACGGCUGCAACGUUUUUUCUUGAACGGGCAAUUUGUUCAAACGAAAACUAACGAAAUCCCCCCAAAAGCAAAGAAAACCCCAAAGCAACAAACAAAAAAUCACUCUCACACACACACAUACACAGCUCUUAACAAAACAAACGAAUGAUACCGAAAGACGACCGAUUUGUAAAGAUAUCAGAGUGGGACGGUGUGUGGAUUGUACAUAUUUGUCCUAGUUUUAAACUCAACCUAACAAAUCUAACUAAAUCAUCUCCCGCAAGAUGGCGACUAUGCCCAGGACUGCCAGGGCGCUGUGGAGCACUGGCGGGAAACACUAUUGCAAACAUUCGUUUUACUAAUUACACACGCGCGGUACGAGAAGGAAAAGGAGUGAAUAAAGUAUCAAAUUGUUUCAAAAAUAA